This is a messenger RNA of Haliotis rubra (blacklip abalone), 10595 nucleotides long. RefSeq names its product collagen alpha-1(I) chain-like. Lineage: Eukaryota; Metazoa; Mollusca; Gastropoda; Lepetellida; Haliotidae. The record is from RefSeq and is a predicted model, not a curated record.
GUUCUAGCGGUUCUUCAAACGUCGUCUCUAAACGUCAAAUCAUCCCGACUCACGUGCAGACCGGGGAGAACUAGGUAGAGCGGUGCUGAAGCAGUCACGACAGUCCGUGAAUGUUCGACUAUAAGACGAGUCGAGUCUAAGGCAGUAGCAGACACUUCUAUGAAUGAUCCUGGGGUAGCCGACUGCCGAACAGCUAACUGUUUAUUUUAGGCUUACGUCAGACGGCGUGACCCGCCACCCCCAUGAGGUCAGCUAGUCGACUCGUCCAAGCAAUCGCUUUCACACGUGCUGAUUGCAGUCGGUGAGGUUCGGAGGGAGAAGGGGUGUUGCAGAGAGCAAGGGAUAUACCUAUAUGCGGAAACGUCAAGGCGUUUGCAUGUGCGCGUUUCCUUCAAACCCGGCAAAAUGCUUCUAAGGGCUAUUUUUUGGAGUGUGAUGUGGAUGGGGUUAGUACCAUUGUCUCUCGGUCAAGGCGACAAUGUUUUCUCAGUUGACGGUCAGUGGAGUGAAUGGGCAUCCUGGUCUGAUUGUACACACGAUUGCUUACGCCACCGACGAAGAAAAUGUGAUAACCCAACCCCAGCCAAUGGUGGUGCAUAUUGCAAAGGAAACGGUUUAGAGAGUGAAAUAUGUACAGGAGACGAUUGUCGAGGAGAUGCUGAAGCGUCUUCAGAAAUCGACCUUCUUGGUGCAAUAGGAGUACCUUCAGAUGGAAGACCAGGGAUUGGCUACGAUACAGGAAUCGAUGGCUACCCAACAUUUACUCUUAGUAAAGAAGCAUUUAUACGCCAACCGGCACAGAUAUAUUUCCGAAAGCCCUUGUAUAGGGAUUUUGCUGUAGUAAUGACAUUGAAGCCCUACACUCAAAGUGGUGGUUUCAUAUUUGCAGUGGUGAACACCUACCAAACAGUUAUUCAGUUUGGAGUCAGUAUAACAGACUCGCCUCGGGAGCCUACGAAGCAAGUUAUAACUUUAUACUAUACACCAGACGCCAAGUUAGCUGAGUCAUCAAAUGUGAUUGCUUCUUUCACUGUGGAUUCCACUGUAAAUAAGUGGACAAAAAUUGCCCUGCGUGUUGAAGAGGAUUCAAUAACACUCUAUCUUAACUGCCAGGAAUCUGAAAAAGUUUUCUAUAGUCGGAAAAAUGGAGAAUUAGAUUUUGAACCAGGAUCGAGUGUUUUCAUUGCCCAAGCUGGACCAAACUUCAAGUCAAAGUUUGAGGGAGCCUUACAAGAUGUUAAAAUUUACGGAAAUCCAGCUGAGGCUGAAGAUGAUGAAUGCAAUUUUGAUUUUAGUGGCUCUGGGUCAGGCUCUGAUGAGACAAAGGGCGACAUUGACAUCGAAACUGGUACACCUAGCCCAAUGCCCACCCGGCCUGAUGGUAGUAAGGGAGGUGCGAAGGGCCAGAAGGGUGAGCCAGGCAUUGCUGGAUUGAAGGGAGAUGCAGGACCCCCAGGGCCCCCACCCAUGAUAACACCACCCCCACCAGACUUGAAAGGACUCACAGGAGUUAGAGGUGACAAAGGUGAUCGAGGUGCUCCCGGAGAGGUGGGGGAGCCUGGGUUUCCAGGGCAGAAAGGACAGAGGGGAGAAACAGGCGUUGGAGAACGAGGUCCCGGUGGUGAAAUGGGUCUACCUGGCCCCAGAGGAGAAAAGGGAGAUCUGGGACCUCGGGGUCUGCCUGGUAUUGCCAUGCAGGGUCCACCAGGUCCACCUGGACCCCCUGGUAUCCCAGGGUCCAUUGACGUCAUCCCAGAGCUGGAGCGUGGGGAUAAGGGAGAUUUGGGCCAGAAGGGGCAGAAAGGAGAGCCAGGGAAUGGACUACCCGGAACGCCUGGCACUCCCGGACAGAGGGGUCUCAUGGGACCUAGGGGUGAGAGUGCGUCAGGAGAGAGGGGAUUUCCGGGUCUGCCUGGACCUCCCGGACCACCAGGACCUCCUGGCCUCGGGGGUGUCGGCAUGAUUGAUGUUGAUGGCACUGGAUCUGGAGAUAUCGAUGGCAUGCCAGGUCCACCUGGACCUCCUGGGCCUGCUGGACCCUUGGGACCCAGGGGUCUGCAGGGCUUACAAGGCUUACAGGGACUUCAGGGAGUGCCUGGGGUACCAGGAUUACCAGGCAAGCCAGGAGCAUUUGGCACAGGCAAUGGCACAGGAGUCCCUGGACAACCAGGCCUCCCUGGACGAGAUGGACUCCCAGGGGCUACAGGGGCACCGGGCAUGCCAGGUGUUCCCGGACAGCCAGGUGAACCAGGUCCAGUUGGUCCCCUAGGACCUAAAGGAGACAGAGGUCUUGAGGGUAUCGCCGGUGAGGAAGGUCUGCCAGGCCCCAAGGGAGAGGCAGGAACGGAUGGUAGCAGAGGUUUACAAGGCACUCAAGGUUACAGGGGCUUGAUGGGUCCACCUGGUCCACCAGGACCUCCUGGCAUUCCCGGCAGAGGAGGCUUCUUUGGUGGAAGUGCGAGAACUCUGGAGAUGGAGAGAUUGGUGAGCCUGGUCUGCAGGGACCAAGAGGAUUACCAGGUCCACGAGGGUCCGAUGGUCUGCCAGGACAAGCAGGACCACAAGGACCAAAGGGAGAACGAGGGUACCAAGGUGUUGCUGGAGUCAAGGGAGAACGAGGCUUCCCAGGAGAUGAUGGUCUUCCAGGACCCCCGUGGAGAAGUGGGAACUCCUGGUGUUCCUGGAGCAGAAGGUGCUCGAGGAGAAGCUGGACAGCCUGGUGUGCCUGGUAUUAAUGGCAGAGAUGGACUUCCUGGAAUAGGUGAAGCUGGUCCUGUUGGACCACCUGGACCUCCUGGACCACCUGGAAGAUCAACCAUUGUUGGUUCUGGAGGAUCUGGAUCAGAUGUGGACGUUGUUACACAGAAGGGAGAGCCUGGCAUCCCAGGUCUGAAUGGUCUGCCAGGUGGGCCAGGCCCGGUCGGUUCAGUCGGCAUUCAAGGUAUACGAGGAGAACCUGGUCUCAAUGGUCUUCCCGGUCAGAAGGGAGAUGUGGGACCAGUUGGACCCCCUGGACCUCCUGCUCGUCUACCCCCAGGACCUGUCUUUGGGUCAGGAUCAGGAACUGAUGGUGGAGUCAGGGUUGAGGUUGGACCUCCAGGCCCAUCUGGACCAGCUGGUCCACGUGGACCAAUUGGACCCCGUGGAAUGAAAGGUCCAAUGGGGGAAAUGGGCAUGCCAGGAUUCCCGGGUCGACUUGGACUCCGAGGUCGUAAGGGUGAGCGUGGUUUCAGCAUCAAGGGAGCAAGGGGAGUGAAGGGUGAACCUGGUAUUGGCCUUCCUGGAGGAAGUGGAGUUUUCAUUCCGGGACCAAAGGGAAAUAGGGGAGACCCAGGUGUACCUGGUAAUGAUGGUAUCCAUGGUCAAGACGGACCCCCUGGACCCCCUGGACCACCAGGGAUCUCUUCCUCUGUGGUUUCAGGAAGUGGAGAUGGAACCACUGUCAUCAGCCAACCAGGCCCUGUAGGACCUGCCGGACCGGCAGGCAUGAAGGGUGCAAGAGGACCAGCAGGUUCAGAAGGAGCAAGAGGCAGACAAGGCCCAGUCGGACCAGUAGGACCGCAGGGACCAACUGGCCUUGGCUUGCCCGGACCUCGAGGUCCAAGUGGACCCCCUGGUCCACCUGGAGACUUUGCAAUCAACGGGCGUGGUCUCCCAGGCCCUCCCGGUCCCCCUGGCCCCCCUGGUGAAGCUGUUCUGGGAGGAGGCACAGUUUCAGGGGCUGCCAUCACAUACCGCAAUAUGGAUGCCUUGCUGUCUGUUUCCUACAACUUACCAGAGGGAACAUUGGCAUAUGUCAUGGAGCAAGAAUUGUUAUACCUCAGGGUUAAAAAAUGGACUGAAAAUUGUCAUGUUGUCAUUGAAGAGAAAAGGAGUUUUCUUUCAUUGACAAUGAUUGGAAUAAAACUUUGGCUCUUGUUUACGAAAGAUGUUGAUAUAGAAAUUCCGGUUCCCCCUGCCCGACAAACAGAUUCCCCGAUCACAAGUACCAAUUUACCUGAUAAGGAAAUAUUGGUCACGCAGACUAAAUCAGCUGUCGCUACGGCGGCAGAAACAUCGACCCUGGGACAAACCAUUCCUUUACCAAGUCCGACACCGCCAGUGCGCCUCCCACCCAGCGUAUCUGGCAAUAGACUUAUUAAUAAUAAUGCUAGAGGGCAAGGCAACAAUGCCCGUAAUCAAAAUAAUGGCCGUGAUAGAAACAAUGGCCGUAAUAGAAACAAUGGCCAAAUUGAUACUACUUUAAGCUAUAGGGAGCGAGUAGCAGAAGAAAGGAGGAGAAUGGUUGAAGAACGAGAAAGAGAAAUUGAAAAAAGGCGAUUACAAAGAGAAAAAAUACUGGCAGAAAGGGAAAAAAGGCGACGAGAAAUGGAAAAUAGAUGGCGACUUAAUAAUAGACGUAUCCCUGGCCAUAGGGGACGAAAUCGAAACAAUAGACCCACUCAAAAUACCACAAGGCCUACCACACCCAGACCAUCAGUUCCAGUCCGACCGCCUCCUAACUUCACAACUGGGGCCAAGCUUCAUCUGAUAGCUUUGAACAACCCAAUGGCUGGCGACAUGCGUGGUAUACGUGGAGCUGACUACGAGUGUCAUCGACAGGCAAGACAAGCUGGAUAUCGAGGCACAUACAGAGCAUUCCUCUCAUCUCAAACACAAAACCUGGAUUCCAUCAUUUACUAUAGACAGGAUAGAUCAAUUCCAGUGGUGAAUGCCAAGGGCGAAAUGCUUUUUAAUGACUGGGAAGAUAUGGUGAACGGUGCUGGUGGAUACCUAAACGGAGCAUCAAGGAUAUACUCUUUUAAUGGAAAGGAUAUCAUGACAGAGACAUCCUGGCCGCAGAAGAUAGUUUGGCAUGGUUCUGACUCGAGAGGCCAGUUAACCAAUGACAAAUAUUGUCACAAGUGGCUGUCAAACAACUCAAGCAGGAUGGGCGUUGGAAGUUCUUUAAUGAAACACAUGUUAUUGGAUACUGAAGAAUAUGCAUGUAAUAACUCUUUUAUAGUGUUAUGUAUUGAAAACACCAGUCGCAGGAACUUGCGGAAGUGAUAACAAGGCCGGCAAGUCAGCUGCAUUGCAGUAUGUUUGCAGAUUUACGUCAUGUGGGAAUGAGAGGCAAGGGAGAUAAUUGGACAAGAGUUAUCCCCCCUUGCUCACCAGGACAAAGAUGCACACUACAUCUGUGAUAUGAUGUGUUACAUUGGUUGGUAAUUUAUUCCAGGAUGGUGUCAAAGAUAGCUGCCUUCUUAUUGGACAGUAGCACUGAGGUUAAAGGUCAAGUUAGGUGUUUCACAUCGCAGUGAACCACAAACGAGACAAGGGAGAACAGACUUUGUUUUCUACUUCACCCCAAGUGCCCAUAGUUCUCAUCAGAAAACAUGAAUAUUUCUGUCUGUAUAUAAACUGUAUUGACGGCGUUUGUAGCAGCCACUGUGUAUCUCUUGUGGAAGGGAGAUCUUCCUAUGAAGCAAGCAUAGUCCUCAGAAUUUCAGAAACUUGUUUAAUCUAAUAUUUCAAUUUUAGAAUUAGCAUAACGAAACCUACCAGUAACUGCUUCUGUCUGAGGGAUUCGACUUCCUAUUUUACGUGGUCAGUAAUACAAUGUAUGGUGCUCACUACUUUUUCAAUGCCAAACCACAUCAGCUGUAGGCCAGAUGAUUAUAAACACUUCCCUCUGUGACUUUAUAUUGUGCAUGUAUGUAUGUGAAUACCAGUUUUUUUUAUCACCAUGUGUGUCAAUGGUUUAUCUCAUUGUUUGUACUAUAAACCUUUUGUAUUUCAAGUCUUUGAGUAGUAAACACCUAAAAGGUCAUGCAUAUAUAGAAAGGAACCAUUUGGUUUUUUAAACAAUUUAUGUGGAAUCAAUUUCUUUGGUUGAGGAUUUGAGUGAGUACAGAAUUAUGUCAAAUUAAUGGUUGCGAUAUGUACGACAAUGUAUUCCUUCCAACAUAGAGCUUUGUUAACACAUUGUGUCAGGUAAUCUGUGUAAGACUUGUAUGUUUGGUUAGUUGAACUAAUAAAUAAACUGUUAUUAUUAUUAUAUAUAUAUGUACGUGUAUAUGCCUAGAUCAUGUUGAAAAGUAGAGAUCUCAUGAAGUUCAUGUCGUGACUUUCACUUGAGUGGCCUCCAUUUGCAGACAUUUGACCCUGUUCAUGUAGUGACCUUGACUUUCAUAUCUUGGAAAUUAAACUUGCAGUCCUUUUAAUGUGAUAAUUACAACGCACAUACAAAUCAAUCUUUGAUGCAAGUUCAUUUAAUCAGCUGUCAAGAAUAUAUGCAUUACUGCAGUCAUGUGUUCAUACAAAACUCCCCACAACAAACCAAAACGGAUAUAUUGUAUGUGUAUGUAGAUACAUAUAUACAUGUAUGUACUCAUCAUUUUGUUGGGGUUUUAUGGAUUUGAUGUUUCUAUUUAAAGUUUUAACAUCCAAAACAAUUGUCAGUGCCAAAAACAAAUCAGUCCUUGUUAAGAAAACGUAAUCCACAAAUUUUAGUUCUUGUAGGGAGUAGUUAAUGAAACACUGUAUCAUGGUAGGGGGGUUUGGCAUUUACAGUUUACCAUCUUUUACCCUAAGACUCUAGAACUAUGCAUGUGUUUUAAGGUGAUUUGGGGCAAAGUUCCAAGUGACGUCUUGUCACGGUGCAUUGUCUGUCGUCCGUCCAUCAUAAGCUUUGAUAAUUUUGACAAAUAGAAUAUGAAACUUUGAUCUUCCAAAGUCAUUAGGACGUGCUCCCAGAAAUCCAAUUUGAUAUUUUAAAUAUGGCUACCAUGGUGGCCAAAGUGUGUUCAUUUCUGCCAAAAUGUGAGUUCUCCAAGUGUAAGACUGUAAAAUAAUUUACUUUAUGCAAUUACAUCUACACUGAACCAUUGAAGAAAUAAACUACUGUCAAUGAAUCCGACAAUUUUGUUAUCAAAAGUGCUCACAAAUAUCAAUGUGUUCUGUUUAUGAAUAUUACUGUUGAUACUUUACAUAGUAAAUUUUCUCUCCAUAUUUGGGACACCAAUUUGGUGCAUUGUUUAUUAAUCAUUUAUUUAUGGAUGGAAGUGUUUUCAAAUUUUAGCACGAAAUUAUGGAUGCUUUUUAGAUUAUUAGCAAGUUAACAAUACUGUGUAAGUGAGCUACAGUGCCUGAAGGCUUUGUCACUGUUGUAGGGUGUUUGUUUCAUGAAGAUAGGCUGCAUUCAACACCUUCAUCAUCCAGCUUACUGGUACAUCAAUGAUGCAUUCUUUUUACCCCUUGCUACAUAUGAAACAUGCUGUUUUCACACUACAUGGCAGCAGAUGGGUCUACUUUCCAAACAUCUCUACAUAAUGCAGCUUCUAAGGAGAGACAGUCUUUGUUUCGUUGUGUGCAGUAUUUUUAUACAUGAUCAUGCCAUAUUGAUGAAGUAAAUGCCCCUAAAUCUAAAACCAUCGUAAGAUUUAUCCAACACAAAUGAAGGGCAUUCAUGCCACUCUCUAUGCCUUUUGAAUAUUCAAUGUAAUUUUAAAAUAUUGUUUGGGCUUUUUAAGAUCACAUCAAUAUGGCAUUUUGAAGGGAUUGUUUCCUUGACAAAGUAAUUGCCAUUACGCACCUCCUCUCAUGAAGUUCGUAUAGAUUAUAUUGACUAUGUACAUGUAGAUAUUUUGUACAUAUGUGACAUAACCCUAUAAUUGUUUUAGAGUGCUACACAUAACCAGUCCAGAGAUGGAAUUAAGGAUGGAUUUUAACCCAUGAAAGUUUAGUUGUGAUUGAUGCUAUGUCUUCAGCAGGAAUGCCAUAGAUUUCUCAGCAGUUUUUGACAGCGGUGAAAAGAUUAUUGAAAAAGAGAUUACAAAGAGAUACGUAUUAACAAAACUGUAGAAAGAGGAUUGUCUUCAUUGUGCUUGGGUUAACUUGGGUGAGUUUAUGUGUAGUUCUGUUUCCAAAGCUUUUUUUUUUGUAGUAAAGAAUAAAUUUUUGAACAGGUUUGCGAAAUUCAUUGUGUUCGAAAGCAUGGAUUUAAAUGCAUAUGAGAAUUGUGAAGCGCAGUGUUCAAUAUUGUGUAUAUUUGCAUCAUUAUGAUUGGUCUGUUAAUGAAGGGAGCUUCAAUUUGAUUGGAUGGCGACCUAUACUUAAAAUACAGUCAUCUUACUGUCUGUCAUUUCUUUUAUCAAAAGCUUGUAAAUUUGUUUUCACGUUAAUGUCAUUAAAAUCUAUUGCUCUUUUAACACGGACUUCGUUAUCUACUUCUCAGAUCAGGUUACUGCAUGCCUCCAAUGGUUGAUCCAAUAGUCUGUUUACAGUUCCACAGAUGUGCUACGCUUCUUGGUAUGUACAAGAUGGUACUGAUACACACAGCUGAGACCUGAAACACCUCAGUGUUGUGAUAUAGCUUCCGUACCCCUUUUAGUGAACACCUGGUGUCAUUGCAGUUUUGUAGUGAUCCAUUCAACAUUUUUUACUUUUACUCCUAUAGAAUCAAUUAUCUAGUAAAACAAAGACUGAUUAUUGAUGUUAUAUAUUUACACUGGAUGAAACAAAAUACUGCAGGACAAAUUGAGGACUUGCUUGUUGUGCAUGUUGCAUCUUAUAUGUACAAUAUUCAGUUUCAAACUUAUGUCCUUGGCCCGAAGACUCUAACAAGGCAACAGGAGGUCAAUAGUAGGCAUGUACUUAAACAUUUAUAAAUCACAUUUCCAGAGUGGAAGACUUCUUAAUCUGUAUUUGGCUGUUUUAGCAUCUAUGUGUAUAACCCUCAUUGAAACACUUAAAUGAAUAAUAUAUGAGAUUGCGUACAUUAUUCUAUAUUGAAGGGUUUCUGUAUUAUUUAAAAUUGUGGUAACUGAGACAAAAAAACAUAUUUCACACUCAAGGAAUGUAGAGAACAAGGAAUGUUGUUGAUAUGACAGUCAUAUGCCCACAAAAGCUUGGAUUUAAAUUUCAUCGAGACCAAUAUUGAUCAACUGACCAAAAUAUACUGUGCAUUUAAUGAAACCAGAUCUGAUACCUUGAUGUCUGAUGACAACCAAGUUUUGAUAUGAAUUUUAUGUACAAAAUUUCAAUAACGAGUUCAAAUCUAUUGCUUGUGAUUGCACAUUUCUCUGAAUUUGAUGAAUUUCUAGCAUGAAGCAUGUCAGGAUUUGUUGUGCAUGUUGUUGUUUUUCUGUUAUCAGAAAUCCCUAAUCUCCACUUGUAUCUUAUUGUACAUAACUAACAGAAGUAAGUUUAGCUAGGGCUUAUUGUACAGGGUUUUACUUCAUUGCAUUUUAGCAGAGAUAUUGUCUUCAGUUAGUUCAUGCUUACAACAGAUUUGCAUGUUAAUACUUUAUACUGCAUCAGAUGUUUCCCAAGGGAUGUUUGCCACUGUAUUCACUUUUAACAUUUUCAUAGGAUAAUGAUUAACUAUCUCUGAGAAGGUGUGUAAGGCUACCGGCAUAAUCAUUGGACACCAGCUGCAAGAUGGACAUUUGUAUAUUUUACUGCUAAUUAAUUAAUUGGAUGGUCAGCUUAUGCUUGAAUCAGGUUCAGUGUAAUAAUAAGGCAAAAAUGUUUAUAGUUCUAGAUGUCAUAGUGUUUGCAGCACAUGGCACGUUCCUUAAAUAAUUAUUAAUAAUGAUGUUAAUUGGGUGCAACUAAGAUCUUAUUAAUGUAUAGGUAGGAGGGUUUAUUGCUUAGUCAUAUUUUUCAUGGAUCUUUUUCAAAUGAUCAUGGAUCAGAAUCUGUAAUGCCAAGUAUUUCAUUUUUGAUUUUUGAUUCUGUUGGUUGUUCUUAUCGCUGGAACAUAAAAACUGUACACUUUUUCAGUAAGACAAUGAUAGAUUUUGUUCUUCAGCACUGCAAGUUUUAAUUUUACAUUUGUACAAUGCAAUUCUUUCCCUCUCAGAGAUAUUAAACAUGUUCUUUUGAGGUUAAGACCAUUUCUGAUUUCGAGGUAGUAAAAUUAAUUUUUAGUUCAUUUUCUGAUUAUGCCAUUUGUAAUGGUAAAGAUAGACAUGGCAUCUUUAAAUAUUUGUUUGAAACAUGUAUGGUAGCCUGUUUUGCAAGUAUUCACAAAUUGAAUUUAUUAAAUAACGUUUAUGCAUGGGAACAAUAUUGUGUUGAACAAAGCAUGCAGAGAACAGAACAAACCUUAUUGUGUAUGAAGUUAGUGUGACGCAAUGCCAAAAUCAUAUGUAAGCUAAUUGUUUUGGCUAUUCAAAUAUAUAUGCAUGUUGUUUAAGAUUUUAUGCAUGUGUUAAAAAUAUCUAUGGAAUUUAUUCAGUUUCUGUGAACAGAACGGUGUAGAUAUUUGGAAUGUUGCAUGUUCUUUCGUUGAUAUUGAAUGUGUGAGAUCUAGAAUUCUUGAAUGGAGAAUGGUCAGAGCAGUGAGAUCUAAAGCAACAAGUGUUUGUAAGGACUGGUACAAGCCAUCUGGUUUUAUUUGCAUGAGAUACGAUCCUUCCUGCACUAACAUCCAGUUCUUUGCAUGGAGUGAUGUGUUUGGUCAUAUGUGAUGAAGUUCUCAUAUGCUUUGGACUGUGAUCAGGGUUUUGUUCCUUAACCCUCUAUAGUUUAACCCAGCAUUGUGUAAAAUCUGCUUGUAUGCAAUAAACCAAAGUUACAUGGUGCUAUUCAUAUAUCUAUCUGUAGAA